UUCUGGUCCUUGCGGAAGUAAUGACGUGGUCACUCCAGUUUGCACGUCGAGUGGCUAGUGUAGCUAGCUAGGUAGAGCCGGGUAGUGACACAGCGGCCGUCUCAGAAUGUCAGAAGGGGACAGUGUUGGGGAGUCAAUCCACGGAAAACCAUCUGUAAUUGCUGCCUUUUUCACAAGGAUUGGACAGGUAUAUCAGACAUGGCUUGACAAGUCGACACCAUUCUAUGCGGUGCGAUGGGCAUCCACUCUACUACUUACAGCUGUCUACAUGAUCAGAGUGUACAUACUACAGGGAUGGUAUAUAGUAACAUACGCUUUGGGAAUCUACCAUCUCAAUCUCUUCAUUGCAUUUCUAUCUCCAAAAGUGGAUCCCUCUCUGCUUGACGAAGGCAAGUUGACCCAUAAUGAGGGCCCAUCCCUUCCUACCAAGCAGAACGAGGAGUUCCGCCCAUUCAUCAGGAGGUUGCCUGAAUUCAAAUUCUGGCACUCGGCGACAAAAGGCAUCGUCAUCGCCAUGAUUUGCACAUUUUUUGAUGCCUUCAAUGUGCCAGUGUUUUGGCCUAUACUUGUAAUGUACUUCAUCAUGCUCUUUUGCAUCACCAUGAAGAGGCAGAUUAAGCAUAUGAUCAAGUACAGAUACCUACCCUUCACACAUGGGAAGAGGACAUAUAAAGGCAAGGAAGACACAGGGAAAACUUUUGCUAGUUAAAAACUCCAACUUACCCUUCAUCUCUGUCUCUAUUGAAAUGUAUUGGUCACAGUUAAUGGGGAUUGGUGAGGAUUUGGUUUAUCUUUCUUUUUUAUGAGCGGGACAGUUCAUUUAAAACAAAAUAAAAAAUCCAGGUUUUGGUCUCUGCUUCACAGUGUUGGAUGCAGAAACGAGCAGCGUGGAUCAAAAUAGUGUGGAAAAACUGCCUUGCCAAUGAUUUUUUUUUUUCAUUUGUUUUGGGUUUAUCUUUUUUAUUUUAUUUUGGUGAAGACUGGUCAGCAUUAAUGAAGUAGCACAUGACACUCAGUGCUGCCUUCUGCCUUUUUAAGCCCGUUAGUGGAGUGAAUAGUCAUCAAGAAGGAGCCGAAGUGAAAAGAAUUGCAGUAAAUUUUCUUAUUUCAUGUUCUCUCAUUGAUUGUAAUCCCAGGGCUCUCGCCAUCUGCCAAGUUUUGAUUGAUAUUUUGUUCUUACUUAUUUGUGAGAGUUUAUUAAAAUUCUGUUAAGUUUAAAAUGUGAUUAGAUGUAAGGUAAAACCUAAUGAAAGUCCUCACAUUGAACCAUUUAAUUUUUUGUGAUUAAAGAUGUGCAGCUCUGACUAACAGGUGUCAUCAGGCAGUUGCUAAAUAAAUAAAGACAUUGAAGAGAAAUUGACAUUUCAUCUAAAUAUGUGUUCCUGAUGGUUAGAAAAACACCAGAAUUAGGCACAAUUUAUUUUUGCUUUGUAUUUAAUUGGCUGCAAAUGAUUACUUUCAUUGUCUGCUUAACUUAAAAUGGAUUAUUUCUUAUGACCACCCAUCAUUGAACACAUAAUUUAAAAGUUAUUUAAUGCUGUCAUCUAUCAAACAGCGGUACAUUUUGCAGCAUCAUAGUUUUGAAUUCAUUCUGCUCCAAAAUUUAAAUUUAUUUUAUCUGGAUUUUUUUUUUCUCUCUAAAGAUAUUUUGUCUCCAAGGUAUGCACAGUAUUUAAGAUUAAUUCGGGCCACGGUCAGUCUGACAUAACAAUCAGGCAAACGCGGCGACACCCCGGACAUUUUAUCUCCAGAACCUUUCCCAUCUGCGUCUCAGAGACAGAGGUUACUUUGGUUUGUUUAGAGAAGAUGUUGUUGUCCUUUUAAAAUCUGUGUUUAUGUUGAAAUUUCUAAAAGGCAAAUAUAAUCAUUCCAAACAAACUGUUGUUUCUCUUUCUUUUGCAGAGGAAACAUAGGAAAUCUGAGCUUGAGAGCUUUUAUUAUAACAAAUGGAUGAAGUGGGUGGUGAUCACACAUUCUUUUCUAUGAACCUUUUGAUUUUCUUCUCCUAUCACAAUGCUGGGAAUCUGUCAUUAUUCACCUUUGAUCGACACUGUAGUAAGGGAUCAAAACAUUUUCCUGUAAAAAGUUUGUGUUUAAAAGGGUUGUCUGGAUUUAUGUAUAUUCAGUAUAUAUAUAUAUUUUAAAGUAUAAUUUUUUUAGAUAAUUUUUAUUAGUUUUUUUUUUUCCAUCCAACCACCAUACUGUUUUCAAGUGUUAAAAUCCACCAUUUAAAAAUUGAUGAAAACUGAACUGCUAAAUUGGAUUCUAGAACUUUUUUUUUUUCAUGGAUUGCAUGUUUUUUUCUUGUGCUACCGUUGAAAACAAGAACUUGAUUUUAACAACUUAAGUGUAAUUUUUUUUUUCACUCCAAAUGCUAUUAAAGAGGCUGUGUCCCUUCAAACGGUACAUGUCUUGGUCUCAUAUUUUGUUAGUAUUCGUAGAGAAGAACUAUAGAACACCCUAAAAACGACAAAUAAAAUGUUUUUUGAAUCA
Menidia menidia (Atlantic silverside) is the source of this 2493-nucleotide messenger RNA. Lineage: Eukaryota; Metazoa; Chordata; Actinopteri; Atheriniformes; Atherinopsidae. The record is from the annotation of a GenBank genome assembly.